UGGUUGGAACAAACGCCGACCACUUCCUCCCCUCUCUCCUCUCCCCAACGAACCAACAGCCAAGCCCGAGAAGCACCCAACCCGAGCGACCCAGCGAGCCCGAGGGAAGGGGGAGCCCUAGCCGGCGCCGGCGGCGGCCAUGGGCGGCGCCACACCGCCGAUGUGGGCCGGGCUCGUCCUGCUUGCCUUCUUGGCCGCAUCGGGGGCAUCGGCGCCGCUGCCGAGGUUCGCGGAGGCCCCCGAGUACCGCAACGGGGACGGGUGCCCGGCCGCCGUCGCGGGCGCCGGGGUCUGCGACCCGGGCCUCGUCCACAUCGCCAUGACGCUCGACGCGCACUACCUCCGGGGCUCCAUGGCCGCCAUAUACUCCCUCCUCAAGCACGCCUCCUGCCCCGAAUCCCUCUUCUUCCACUUCCUCGCCGCCGCCGACGCCCCUUCCACCGCCUCCCUCCGCACCGCGCUCGCCGCCUCCUUCCCCUCCCUCCGCUUCGAGAUCUACCCGUUCCGCCCCGACACCGUCACCAACCUCAUCUCCGCGUCCGUGCGCGCGGCCCUCGAGGCGCCGCUCAACUACGCCAGAAACCACCUCGCCGACCUGCUCCCCAAGUGCGUGCCGCGGGCCAUCUACCUCGACUCGGACGUGCUGGCGGUCGACGACGUGCGGCGCCUCUGGGAGACGCGCCUCCCCGCCGCCGCCGUCGUCGCCGCGCCCGAGUACUGCCACGCCAACUUCUCCCGCUACUUCACCGACGCCUUCUGGUCCGACCCGGGCCUCGGCGCGCGCGUCUUCGCCGGCCGCCGCCGCGCGCCCUGCUACUUCAACACGGGCGUCAUGGUCAUCGACCUCCGCCGCUGGCGCUCGGGGAACUACCGCCACCGCAUCGAGCAGUGGAUGGAGCUGCAGAAGGAGAGGCGCAUCUACGAGCUCGGGUCGCUGCCCCCGUUCUUGCUUGUAUUCGCCGGGGAGGUCGAGGCCGUCGACCACCGCUGGAACCAGCACGGUCUGGGCGGCGACAACGUGCUCGGUAGCUGCCGCCCGCUCCACAAGGGCCCGGUCAGCCUCAUGCACUGGUCCGGGAAGGGCAAGCCGUGGGACCGCCUCGAUGCCGGCAGGCCGUGCCCGCUCGACCACACCUGGAAGUCGUACGACCUCUAUGUCGACGACUCAUCCUCGGCAUCAGCGCCGUCCCUCACCUCAUUGUCAUCAUCGGCAUUGCCCGCAGCAGUCUUCUCCUGGUAGUAGAAACAUACAUCGGCACACACACUACAAUUCUUUUCAUUUGGGGGCGCCUGAGUUCGGCGGUGGCAGCGCGAUCGCCACCGCCACCACAGCUGCCACCGGAAGCCGGCUGCCGCCUUCGGCUGUACAGCAAAGGAGAGGGGCGGUA
This is a messenger RNA of Lolium perenne, 1388 nucleotides long. RefSeq names its product probable galacturonosyltransferase-like 9. NCBI's taxonomy places the organism in Eukaryota, Viridiplantae, Streptophyta, Magnoliopsida, Poales, Poaceae. The record is from RefSeq and is a predicted model, not a curated record. Gene Ontology annotation, molecular function: glycosyltransferase activity. Gene Ontology annotation, cellular component: Golgi apparatus.